Molecule: messenger RNA, 1282 nt
Organism: Daucus carota subsp. sativus
Lineage: Eukaryota; Viridiplantae; Streptophyta; Magnoliopsida; Apiales; Apiaceae
Product: serine/threonine-protein kinase-like protein ACR4
Exons: 1
Coding region: 135-1157 (340 amino acids)
Biological process (GO): protein phosphorylation
Cellular component (GO): plasma membrane
Molecular function (GO): protein kinase activity; ATP binding
Source: RefSeq, a predicted model, not a curated record
UAAUAUGUUGAAUUUUCACUCUUCAUGCACCUUUCUCAGCCGUCCAAGCUAAUCUUUUCUCCAAUCAACCAAUAACUUGUACUCAACGAUAACUUAUAGUCAUAUAGACAUCUUCAAGAUUGAUUGAUAUUUCCAUGACUACUCAUGAUGUUGCUUAUGAUAUUUCCCUUUCAUUUUUGAUUUUGUCAUUCGUUGUUCUUGUAAUCAUCCUGAUCAUCAUCCUAUGCAACAAAAAGCAGGUGAAAGGCCAAGAAAUUCUUCCUACCAGGAAGUCUGCACAUAUAUAUUCGUUGAUCGAUGUCGAUGAAGCUACUGAAGGCUUCAGCACUAGAAGGUUAGUGGGGCAAGGCCGGCUCGGAACUGUGUAUACAGGUGUGAUGUCAAGAGGAGAUAUGGUGAUUGUUAAAAGGAUUCAUCCGCGGUUAGUUUUGAGCAAUGCUGGUAAUUCUACGUUCUCAUCAGUGCUAAAGUCUCUGUGUGCAGUUCAACAUCCUAAUAUAGUAUCUAUACUAGGGUUCUCGGAGGCACCCGGGGAAAGGAUCAUUGUUUCGGAGUUCGUGGGGAUGAUCAGUUUAGAGUUUUAUCUACAUGGGAAUUCUGAGGGAGUGGCUCUUUUGGACUGGGGAAAUCGGUUAAAGGUUGCAGCUGGUCUGGCUCGAGGGAUCGAACAUCUGCAUGAAGUGGUGAUGCCGCCAAUAGUGCAUGGUUGUGUUAAGUCUUCAAAUGUUUUGAUUGAUUUAAAAUUUGUUGCUAAAAUUUGUGAUUAUGGUUUAUCAUUUUUGACACCUCAAGAGAAGGAAGGCCUUGUAGGGUAUGUUGAUGAUGAGUUUUGGAUUAACAAGAAGGGUGCUUCUAAGGAGAGCGAUGUUUAUGGAUUAGGUGUAGUUUUGUUAGAGAUUUUAAGUGGAAGGAGAAGUGGGAAAGGGUUUAAUAUUGUUGAAUGGGCUUUGCCUUUGAUUAAAGAAACGAAGAUUAGUCAACUUUUGGAUACAAGAAUUGUGAUUCCAUCUGAUAUGAAGCCUCUUGUCAGAUUGGCCAAAGUUGCUGCAGCCUGCGUCGGUAAUUCUAGGAAAAAUAGACCCUCUAUUGUACAGGUUGUAGCCAUUUUAAACAAUUUGGAAGAGGGGGCUCUGUUUAUUAGUUUUGGGUCUUUGUAAAUACAGCUUCAUUAUAUCGUUCAGACAUUAGAUUCUUCGUUGAAAGGAGAUUAUUAAUUCUAUUGUUUUAAUCGGUUGUAUAGCUUGGAUGAUGUAUUCAUAAUGUUCAUGCAUUUCUAGCGUCA